AUGGAGCAGAAGUUCCAUGAGGCCGUCGACCGCGUCUUUGAGCGGUGGACGACGUUGGCGCUGGCCACAGAUCAAGGUUGGGGCGGGAGGGACUCCUUUGCCAAAGCACGUCAGCUCCAGGCAGAGGUGGUGGAGUAUUUGAGCACAACCUCCAGGAAGAAGCGGCCCCCCAGCUGGGAAAACCCCAGCGACGUGGAGGAGCUGUCGCGGCACCUUUAUCAGCGCAUCGACGAGCUCUUCAAUACCGAGACCGACGACGGCAGCGACGCGGAAGUGGCGAUGCUGUGCCUGCGGCUCUUCAAUACCUGCCAAAGGGGGGACUCCAGCUUCGCGGACCAGGUGCUUCAGGCCACUGUCGGGAAGCAGGACCUCGCGCAGAGCCAGGGCAGUGAGCGCAUCGAAUACGCCACGGAGGAGGACGAGCUGUUGGACAAGCUCGACGGUAUGGACAUCGACGAGGGUGAGGAGGGUGACAGCGACGGUGAGCAGGGGAUGCCACAGCCAGAGGCGGCUCCGGCGGCAUCUCCGCCGGCGGCGGGGUACAAGCAGGUCAUCGAGCCCACGGUGGACGAGGACGGUUUCACCUCGGUGGUCAAAGGCCACCGGAGACCCCGCUAG
This is a messenger RNA of Effrenium voratum, 618 nucleotides long. The record is from the annotation of a GenBank genome assembly. NCBI's taxonomy places the organism in Eukaryota, Dinophyceae, Suessiales, Symbiodiniaceae.